AUGGAAGCCAGCUUGACGCACGCCACGAGCCUACAUCCUACGCUUUCCCUCUCCAUCGCACCGUCACUGCUGGCAGCGGCAACUCACUGUCGCCCGAGCGUGCUAGUGCAUCUACCGGCAGGGGUGUUCUUCGACCCUUUUACAGCUAGCCAUGCUCUGGCGCGGAAACAAGACUCGAAGAUCAAUUUUGUCCACCUCGCAAGCAGUGUAGAGUUGGAACAUGCGGUAGGCUCGAGGGAGAGAGAGGUGGAGACGGUGGUUGUGGAGGUCGAUGCGUGGAGAAACGAUGGAGUGAGCGUCGAUAUCCCCCUCCAUACGAGGUACCAAUUUCCAGCAAAAGGCCAAGCACAGCCAGGAUGGACAAGGAUCGCCAGCGAGCUGGUGCCAUUCUCGGCACCGGAAUCAGCAAAAGAGGAGCAAGACUAUGUCGAGGUGCGGAUCCAACAGCCCAAGCUUGUUCUGACUUGCAAGGAUGAGGCUCGCUAUGUAGAGGGAUUCUACGCUACUGGGCUGGACUCGCUCUUCCCCGCUUCGCACAAACAUCUGGCACGACAAAAUACCAAAGUCCUCACACCAUCCCAAUCACCAAAGCAAGCCCUCAAAAUCAACGUUCCGGUUCCAAACGCUGCUCUGCUCGCACCAAUAAAGGCCAUCACCAUGGCAACCGUACUCGCAGCUGCAUUCGUCGUGCUAGCCCAUCUGGCGUUCAACGUCUUGCCGCUCAUCCAGCACGCAGAAUCCUCACUGUAA
Messenger RNA from Moesziomyces antarcticus, 750 nucleotides. RefSeq lists its product as uncharacterized. The record is from RefSeq and is a predicted model, not a curated record. Gene Ontology annotation, biological process: GPI anchor biosynthetic process. Lineage: Eukaryota; Fungi; Basidiomycota; Ustilaginomycetes; Ustilaginales; Ustilaginaceae. The transcript has a single exon. The coding region runs from base 1 to 750 and encodes 249 amino acids. Gene Ontology annotation, cellular component: endoplasmic reticulum membrane.